UUGGAAGAUGUGUUUGUUUCGGAUCAUCUGCCCAUUUAUCUGGAAUGUAACCUAAACACUGUAAGGCCUAAGCUGUUGAUUCAUGAAGUGCGGCGUAGUGCAGUGAUUUGGGGCGAAAGAGAUGAAUCUCAGAUAAAUAGAUACCGCAACCUAUGUAAUAACAGCUUACGGGAGGUCGACUUUCCUCCUGAGUUUGGGAAAUGCAGCCAUGGGUCAUGCAGCUUGGAAAACCACAAGUUAGUUUUGGACAGCUUUUAUAAACGUAUUGUGGAUAUUCUGCAAGACGCAGCCGUUCAGACCAAGCCCCAGCUUAGAGAUAAACCACGGAGGAACAAGGUCUUGAGUGGGUGGAACAAGUACGUUAGGGAAGCUCACCGGGAGGCCAGGCUUCGUUUCCAAAACUGGGUUUUGCAUAGUCGACCUCCUUCUGGCCUAAUAUAUGAGCAAAUGUGUGAAUCUCGUAAGAUCUUUAAAGGCAGACUCAAAUGGUGCUUAAAUAACCAGGAGCAAAUAAAAAUGGACCAAAUAGCAAAACUAAGAGCGGAACAGAAUUUCAGUAAGUUCUGGAAAUCCACAGGGAAACUGAAUGUUAGGCCUGGACUCCCGGCGAGUGUCGAUAGCAAAAAUGAUCCGGGGGAUAUCGCAAAUUUGCUCAUGGAGCAUUUUAAGGUGAGGUCUCCACUUGGUCCAUCUGCUACCAGGACCGAGUCUGGGCCCGCCGUGCACGGGGAGAGACCGUUGCUUUUGUUUACAACCGGCCAAGUAAAAGAUGUAAUAAAAGGGAUGAGCAGAGGAAAGUCUCCCGGUCACGACGGGCUUAGUAUCGAGCACCUUAAAUAUGCAGGGGUGCAUUUGCCGAGGGUCCUGUCCCUGUUUUUCAAUAUGUGCAUCAGCCACUCAUACUUACCAGCUGAUCUAAUGAAAACUACUGUUGUGCCCAUAGUGAAGAACAGGACAGGAGAUAUCUCGGAUAAGAGAAACUAUCGCCCAAUCUCCCUCGCUACUACGAUAGCUAAGAUAUUGGAUAGUCUGCUUGACUCUUGCUUACAAAAUUACUUACACCUACACGAUGCGCAGUUCGGUUUCCGGCCCGGACUAUCGACUGAAAGCGCAAUUUUGAGCCUCAAGCAUACUGUGCAAUAUUACACAGACCGGAGAACUCCUGUUUACGCCUGUUUUCUGGACCUCUCCAAAGCCUUCGAUCUCGUCUCAUAUGAUGUACUUUGGAGGAAGAUGGAGGACAGGGGUAUUCCAGCAGAGAUAAUCAAUAUCUUUCGGUAUUGGUAUGCAAAUCAGACCAAUCAUGUUAAAUGGUCAAACAGUCUCUCCGAGUCGUACAGAUUGGAGUGCGGAGUGAGGCAGGGAGGGUUAUCGUCUCCGAAGCUCUUCAACCUGUAUGUUAACGAUCUCUUAGUGGAGCUCAGCAGCAUGCGUGUUGGAUGCCGUGUGGGUGGUGUUUGUAUCAAUAGCAUCAGCUAUGCGGAUGACAUGGUGUUGCUGGGUCCCACUGUAAAUGCGAUAAGAGAGAUGUUGAAGGUCUGCGAGACUUACGCUGCCUCGCAUGGUCUCGUAUACAACACUGAAAAAAGUCAAUACAUGGUCUUUAGGGUCGCUGGCAGGUGUCCGGAAUCUAUCCCUGCAAUAAACUUAAAUGGAUCGGAGCUAAAGCGGGUUUAUCAGUUUAAAUACCUAGGGCAUAUUCUUGCCGACGACCUUAAGGAUGAUCUAGACAUAGAGAGGGAGCGUAGGGCUUUGGCGGUGCGCGGCAAUAUGCUGGCUCGUAGAUUUGCCCGCUGUUCGGACCAGGUCAAGAUAACAUUAUUUAAAGCGUAUUGCCAGGGUCUGUACACGGGUGGUCUGUGGAUUAGGUAUGCCAAAAAAUCGUUAAACACCCUGCGAGUCCAGUACAAUAACGUUUUCAGGAUGAUGUUGGCACUCCCCCGCUUCUGUAGUGCUUCUGGCAUGUUUGCACAGACCAGAACUGAUGGUUUUCAUGCCAUAGUUCGGAAAAAAGUAGCGUCGCUGAUAGGAAGGAUACGGAGAAGUGACAACAGCAUCCUGAGAACGGUGGCAGAUGAUCCGCAUGCGCCUAUUGUGAGGCACUUCGUGCGAACGAUGACUCAUACAGAGGAUGGUUAUUCUUCUAGGUGUCGACCGCACGGAGUGCCUCUCAGGUACAUGACAAAUUAG
Messenger RNA from Parnassius mnemosyne (clouded apollo), 2190 nucleotides. Lineage: Eukaryota; Metazoa; Arthropoda; Insecta; Lepidoptera; Papilionidae. The record is from the annotation of a GenBank genome assembly.